Cladocopium goreaui is the source of this 2760-nucleotide messenger RNA. Lineage: Eukaryota; Dinophyceae; Suessiales; Symbiodiniaceae. The record is from the annotation of a GenBank genome assembly.
GUUUCGUUGCGCCUUGGUGGCGCCAUGGUGGAACUGGAUGCGCCCAUGGAUCCCAGGGAUCCCAUGGAUCCCAUGGAUCCCAGGCGCAUUGUUGCUGUGGCUGGCCGAUUCAGCAAUUCAUUCCUUGCAUAUCUCAGAUGGCACCCGAGAUCCUAUCAUUUCUCGCCUGGCAGACGCGCAAGGUCGAUGUCCACGCUUCAGAGUUCUCGAUGUCGGUGCUGCUAUGAACCCAUGGACUCUAAAUGUGAUGACUGCUGUGGCAGAUAGGACUCCAGAUGCAGUGGAGGACUGCUUUAAAACUGCCGAUGGCGCCAUCUCUGCUUCUGUGGCGCGAUUUUGCUGCCGUUCAGGCCCUACGACAGUUUUAAAGAUGUCCAAAGAAAUGGGUCAGCACAACGUCAGCUGUUUCACACCUGCUUUCGAAUACAAAAGAUGUUGCCGGGAUGGCGAACCACAAAAAUUGCUUCGGUUUACACUCGAUGUCAACAAAGAGUCAGCAUGGGACCCUUUGUUGCAGCAUGUCGAAAAGGCUGGGAAGUUCGAGUAUGCCGUUGCCUCUCAUAUCAUUGAAGACGUGGUGAACCCCGAGAUUCUGUUGCAGAUGCUUCCACGAAUUGCCAUACGUGGCUUCGUGUCUAUGCCAUCCAAGUUUACGGAACUCAAGCGAGGAGUUGAGGGAUUUGGGCCCCAUCGUGGACAUAUCCACCACCGAUGGAUUGGCACUAUGCAGGGAGGUCGUCUGCUGUUGCUUCCAAAGCUCUCGUUUUUGGAAACCGUUGAAAGCUCGGUGGAAGUGGUUGGAAAUGCCUUAACGGCGGACUCCAUUGACAUGAGCUUCGAAUGGGAAGAAGAUCUUCCCUUCUCCAUCCUCAACGAGGGAUUUGUCGGUCCUACGCCCAUUCAUGUGAUCCAGAUGUACCUGGAAGUCUUUGCAACAUCUGAUGAUGUUGAUGAAGCAUACAUCUCCCGGCAACCCAAGCCCGACUUUCAAUCGGCCUUGCCUUGUGAAUCAAGGCCAAAACCGAAGGCCAUAGAAGAAGAAGCCGGAGCUGGAGUGCUAACCACUGUUCACUUUUGCUCCCUGAGCAGUUUUGAGGGCCUCUCACAACAGCUUGCCGCACAAUUGGGUGCCACUGGGGAGUCAUGCUUUCGCCAAGAGCUGCAGGAAGUGAGAAGGCGGUGCCUCAUAGCCAUGGAGGCAGUCGAGGCUGCUAUGAUGAUCUAUCACACCUGCGCCGCCAUCGAGCCAGAUUCCAGCUCCACUGCCCGGCUGAGUAGCUGUCAGGAAGCAGCGGGUCUCAAGAAGGAAAACUCCUCAGCGAUUCUCUCAGCAUGUAUGGGGGAAGAGGGCCCAGAGGCCUUCGCCGCCCUGCAGACCGUCUUUGCAGCAGCUGGAGCGGAAGCGGGCAGCAUUGACGCCAAGGUACUAAAAACGAGGGCUAACCAUUUGCGAUGUGCCCGUGUGGCGGCGCUGGUCAGGCCUGCUGAAAAUAACAUCCCAAUGGAGGUGCCUUUAGACUGCCUCUCGCACCCCUUCAAGGCGAGCUUUUACAGAGACCUUGCACGGCACUUCGCCGAGCUCCCAUGGAUCAGCUUAAGGCAUCCUUUUUUGCCUUACUACGACAGAUCGGUCUUUGUGGAUUUUGCACAAUCAAUUCCAACUUGGGUGUCGUGGUUGUUCGAGUUUUGGUACUUCUACGACAACAUUUUCUUGCCGAUGUUUCGAGCAGAGCAUGCCUGGGGUUCGCAGCUCGCGCCACUCUUCCGGCUGCCACCGUGGGCUGUUCCCCGUGGCGUGGACCAACGGCAGCUCGUCGUGGAGCACCUAGUGGAGAUGCUGUCGAGCAGGACAGACUGGAAGCAGGUUGCCAUGGCUGAGGUUGGUGUUUUCAUGGGUGAUACAUCAGCAGCACUGCUGACCAAACGGCUUCCCCUGGAAGCAGUACACUUAGUCGAUCCUUGGGAUGGCAACCCCGUCUUUCAGGUCAGUCUGAAUGAAAAGCGGCACUUGGGCGAGGUGACUGGCGCAGAGGCCCGGAAGCGUGUGGAGCAACGUUUCGCAGCCUUGGCUGCGACCUACUGUUUUGAUGGACGUGCCGCUACUCAUCGCUCCUAUCAGGGCCGAGCUGUACCCCGCACGGGCCCAUGGCCAGCCGAACGAUGUGGAAAUCUUGAGGACAAGCCAGGCACUCCACGAGUAGGCAUCCAUGCCACUGGAUCUGUUGCUGCCAGCAAGCGUAUCCUUGGUGGAUCACUUGACCUUGUCUUUAUCGAUGGAGCUCAUGACUAUGAGUCAGUCUCACAGGAUCUCAAGGCAUGGUGGCCCAAACUUCGCCCUGGUGGGGUGAUGGCAGGCGAUUCUUGGGACCGCAGGGACCGCAGGGACCGCAGGGAUAGGGAGCGCAACAUCUUGGGAACGACCUCGCGUGCAGGACAUGACUUUUCGAUGUCGUUCCCAGGGCUCAUGCGAGCUGUUUUGGAGUUUGUCUCGUUGCUCCCAGGGCGGACCGAGGUUUACCUGGACACUGACUACAGCUUUUGGUUCUUUAAGCCGGAGGACGUUAGCAAAUGGCACGCGUCUUGGAGGCCGCGAUUGGAGGGUGGAACGCGAGGACACAAAGCAAGAGCACGAGUUUCCUAAGCCACGGAGGCUUCGAAAACGGCUAGGUGAAACAACCAGGCAUAGCAUUGCUGAUUUAGCUGAUUUAGCUGAUUUAGCUGGAGUUGUGCCGAGUCAGACUCGCAACAACUGGAUGCAAA